AGUGAGCCCUGAUUACAACAUGCAACUGCAAAGAUUCUAAUGAGGAUAAAAUCAUCUCAUUACGUGGAAGGAUUACAGCCUAGACGGUCCUGGACGUGUGAUGACUGACUGCACUCAUCCGUCCUGUAGCAUAACUCACAUCAAGGGGUUUCCUGUUUGGAUGUGUGCUCACUAAAGGAGGGAGCUCAUAAAUUAGGGAUGCAUAUUGGCUCCGCGAGAGGACGACGAGUCUCUUUCCAGGCGGUUCUCUCAGAGCAAGAAGGCGAUUCCUCCCGGACUGGUGGAGGACUGGAGGACUUAAACCGAACCCAUCCUGGACCCGGGGCGCUGCAGGGGGUCCGAGCAGCAGCAGCACUCAAGACCGGACCAGCGGCUCACAGAGGAACGAUAUUAUUGACGCGUUUAGUGGUCGUUCGUUAUUUGGUUGUUAUUAUUCUUUUGGGUUUGUUAUCAGCCGUGCGUCACGACGCAUGGACGGAGAGGUUACAUCAAAGUUUAUCGCAUAAAAAAGGAGAGAGAAGAAAAGUGAUUUACAGUCAGAGGGAAGGACAUGGGUCAAUGUACCGGUGUGAGGGCGAUUCUGCUCCACGCCAGCUGGGUCUGGAUCCUGGGGGGCUUUGGAGCGACCAGCUUGACUCGUGGACUGGACACGUCUAGCUCAGAGUGUCCGGAGAACCACAUCCAGACAGUGGAGUACCCGUGCUCCCGGGCGCAGGGGAAGAACAGCACCUGCUACAGGAGGAAAUGCUGCCAGGGCUUCCGGUUUGUCAUGGGCCAGUGUUUACCUGAAGGUGUGGACGUGUGCGCGGGCUCUCCCUGUGAACAGCAAUGCACCGACAACUUUGGACGGGUGGUCUGCACGUGUUACCUUGGUUACCGUUUUGACAGAGAGAGACAUCGGACCCACCAAUCUCCGUACUGCCUGGACAUUGAUGAGUGUGAGGAGUCAAACAGUGACGUGUGUGACCACGAGUGUGUGAACACCAUGGGGAGUUUCCAGUGCCACUGUCGCGUCGGCUACAUCCUAGCGACAGACCAACGCUCCUGUGUGCCAAGACACAACCUGAACUCCUCUGGGAAGUCGGACCCCCUGAUGAGCACCAGCUCCUGCUCCUUCACCUGCCAGGACUUCGUCAGCAUGAAGAGCAGCAUCCUGCAGCUCAGGCUGCAGGUGGGCAGCAGCCAGCAGGUGCCUGGCUUCCCGAUCAGCAGUAACAAGCCGUCCCCGCCUCGAGGGGCCAAAGGUCACGACGGCCCCUGUCCUCCAGGGCCGGUUGGCCCUCCAGGAGCCCCUGGUGUCCCAGGACACCCCGGGGAGCCCGGUCAGAGGGGGGAGCCGGGGGGCCGGGGGCCGAUGGGAGCCCAGGGCCCCGGGGGCCAGAUGGGUCCGAUGGGUCCGAAGCCCGACCUGAACCACGUCAAGAGGGGUCGCAGGGGUCCCGUGGGAUCUCCCGGCGCUCCAGGGAACAGCGGACUGAAGGGCGAGAGAGGAGCACCUGGCCCCAGAGGUCCGCCUGGCUCGCCCGGCUCCUUUGACUUCCUGUUGCUGAUGAUGGCCGACAUCCGUAACGACAUCAUUGAGCUGCAGGAGCAGGUCUUCGGGGGGAGGCGGGGCCUGUCCCUGGACGGCCCGCCCCUCUCCAGCGGGGAGGCGGACCACCCCGACUGGGGCUCGGGACAGGACGACCUUUUGCUGCGCAGCUGACCCCCGCGUGAAGCCCCGCCCCCCCUCCCCUCCCGUCUGGCACCUGUCACUCCAACCGAACUUAAAACGGGCUGCUCAGAGCAACGAUGGAGACCCUAAAUAAUAAUAUUAAUAAUAAUAAUAACAAUAGUGGAUAAUGGUUGAACCUCACAGCAGGUAGUGGAGGAGGUAGUGGAGCAGGAAGUGGAGGAGGAAGUGGAAGAGGAAGUGGAGGACGCGACCACGAUGGAUGGGGAGAGGUGAAGAUAGAGAGAGGAGUGCGAUGAGGGGCACCAGACGUCCAGGGGAGAUGGUGUAAACACGUGGUGACCCCAAUGCGACCCUGACCCCGUCUAGCCUCGCUGUCUCGUCUCCUGGAGCCUGUCAUGACGGCUGCGGAGAGCGUGAGUCAGGAGGAAGACGAGGAGGAGGAGGAGCAGGAUGACGAGGAGGAGGAGGAAGAGGAGCUAGCCGCGCAGCUCGCCGUAGCCUCUGGGAGCAGAGCGGCUUCACACAGAGCCGCUAUCGUCAGCAUCUCUGCCCCACUGCUGGCUGAGGAAGGGGGUCUGACUGUGAGGGACCUCGGGGUCUUUCUGGGGAACCCAGGGCCAGCGCUGACCAUUUCGGUGCCCUAGGCGACUCGACAUUAAAUUGCAGUGCCCUAACAAUUAAUCCCGUGCCCCCUCCCUUCUCCGUUCCGUUUGGGAACAUGUUGGUUUCAUUUAGCUUUUUUCGUAUAUUUUUAUUAAUUAAUUAAGGUGGCGCCCCCAACACAUUUGCCGCCCUAGGCGAUCGCCUGGGUCGCCUAUGCCGAGCGCCGGCCCUGGGGGAACCCAUCCCUGGGACUUGGACUCUGUCACAGCUUUGGUUUCCAUGCCAACCUCCUCCUCCCCACCCAGCCCCCCCAGAGCCCUGGGGACCUUACAAACCGAACCCUGGACCCAAUUUACAGACGCUGACCGCCAUGUUUUUGAUAUUGUACAAUAUUGUAUAGAAAGUUCAAGUGAACUAUAUUUUGUUAUUGAGGUAAUUUGUUCCUCUUUCAACCUGUGAUUUAUCUGUGAAAAUAUAUUUUUUGUACCAAAAUGAUAAUAUAAACUUUACAUUUUCGGAAACAUCGUGUCUCCUCCUGUUGGGACACGAGGUUCUGAUUGAGGAAAGAUGUGUGUAACCAAAAGUUUAAACACAUCAGUCAGAACGGGUGUCGGAUUACCUCUGGAACCCAAGGAGAUAGACAGGCCAAGCUUCAAAUGAACAGAAAAACAUGAAAACAUCAAUUGAAGUGUCUUUGAAAUCCAAGUCCUCGAUUCCUCAGCAGUACAUCAGCGAGGGAAGGAUAAAUGACAGGGUGAACUCAAAGUGGAGAGAGUGAGAUAUAAGGUAUAUACAUACAUACGUGAGAUGCAGGUAUCUCUAUCAUGUGACACCAGAUUCCUUAGGGCUCACUUACUCGUCAAAAACUGAUCUCUACACUUCUAUCUGGAAUAGUUUAUAAAAAAAUAUCAUGCAUAGGCCUAUAUGAUAAAUACGUUUGAUAAAUAUAUAUCACUCAUACAUACUGAUUUGAGGAAGGCAGGCUGAUCUCAGGGCUGU
Molecule: messenger RNA, 3277 nt
Organism: Gadus chalcogrammus (walleye pollock)
Lineage: Eukaryota; Metazoa; Chordata; Actinopteri; Gadiformes; Gadidae
Product: collagen and calcium-binding EGF domain-containing protein 1-like
Exons: 11
Coding region: 551-1705 (384 amino acids)
Molecular function (GO): calcium ion binding
Source: RefSeq, a predicted model, not a curated record